CCGGCCUCAGAAGGUAUGUCUGUGCCCGUUUCUGCCUUCAUGUCCUCUGCCCAUCUCCACCCACGUGUACAUCGUACAGCAUCCCGCAGAGGAAAGCAAGGUGCUGAGGACUGUCCCUCUGCUAGCAGCCUGCCUCCCCCAGGACAAGUGCAAAGUGAAGAUCGGGCGCCGCUUCAGCGAAGAAAGAGACACUGAACUUUCAACUGUUUGCCGGAAGCCUGGUACAUUAAUAUUGUAUCCUGGGGCCGAAGCCACAAACUUGGAAGACUUUCUAUUGGACUCUCCUGUUUAUCCCUCCACCCUCAUCCUCAUUGAUGGUACGUGGAGCCAGGCCAAGGACAUUUUCUACAAGAACUCUUUGUUCCGGCUUCCCAAACAG
Molecule: messenger RNA, 379 nt
Organism: Castor canadensis (American beaver)
Lineage: Eukaryota; Metazoa; Chordata; Mammalia; Rodentia; Castoridae
Source: RefSeq, a predicted model, not a curated record